ACAAAAUGAGCCCAAACGUCACGAGCGAGGCCCGGCAGCCCCUGGGCCGCACAGUGGCCCAAAGGAAACAGGCCCACGAGCUCAGAAAGACUCUUAAACCUCUUUUGGAGAAGAGGAGACGCGCGCGCAUCAACGACAGUCUGAGCCACCUCAAGAGCCUCAUCCUGCCUCUGAUCGGGAAGGACAACGCGCGCUACUCCAAACUGGAGAAAGCUGAUAUUCUGGAGAUGACUGUUCGUUUCCUCAGAGAUCUGCCCUCCGCCUCCUCCAAAGAUCCAGCAGAGAGCUACACAGAGGGUUAUAAAGCCUGUCUCCAGCGCGUGACCACUCUGCUCCCCAGAACCAGCCUGGACCAGAGCGCGUGCCAGCGCGUCACUGACUUCGUGCAUCAGUCCAUGUCCGCGAGCCUCAAGCCCACGUGCCUCAACUGCUGCGGCCAGAGCUCGAGGACCCUGCCCCAGAUCCAGCAGCGGCUCCAGAGCCUCAAGUCCAGCUUCAGCUCCAGAGCCCAGCUUCAGCCCGCUUCUCCCGGGAGCGCGCAGCAGCAGGCCGUGCGCGCGCCCAUGUGGAGGCCGUGGUAG
Periophthalmus magnuspinnatus is the source of this 581-nucleotide messenger RNA. It is a transcript of the gene hes2.1, whose product is annotated as hes family bHLH transcription factor 2, tandem duplicate 1. NCBI's taxonomy places the organism in Eukaryota, Metazoa, Chordata, Actinopteri, Gobiiformes, Gobiidae. Gene Ontology annotation, biological process: anterior/posterior pattern specification; regulation of transcription by RNA polymerase II; regulation of neurogenesis. Gene Ontology annotation, cellular component: nucleus. Gene Ontology annotation, molecular function: protein dimerization activity; RNA polymerase II cis-regulatory region sequence-specific DNA binding; DNA-binding transcription factor activity, RNA polymerase II-specific. The coding region runs from base 6 to 581 and encodes 191 amino acids. The transcript has 3 exons. The record is from RefSeq and is a predicted model, not a curated record.